Messenger RNA from Cyprinus carpio (common carp), 1133 nucleotides. RefSeq lists its product as uncharacterized. Lineage: Eukaryota; Metazoa; Chordata; Actinopteri; Cypriniformes; Cyprinidae. The record is from RefSeq and is a predicted model, not a curated record.
UAAGAGUCUGUGUGUGUGUGUUUACAGGAAAUAUCAUGUGAAGGACAUCAGCCUACACAUUCUCUGUCUUGGUCUUGCAACUUUGAGACCUUGGAUGUCAUGCAUCAUGUACAUUUCACAUCUUUGGAUAUUUUUUGGUGCUUUGGUGUCUUCAAAUGCUCAGAACCACGGGAAUAAAAGAUGCACAGAGGUCACCUUGAACGCUUCUCUGAAUUCUGAAGUCUUUCUCCCAUGUCACUUUAAUAUAAGCCAUUGCAAUGAAACCGAGGGAGUGAAUUGGAGCUCCUACUCUUCCAAUCUUGUAACGAUCAUGAUUAAUGGCAGAAUGUUCUUUGGCAGUCCUAGUGAAGGACGAGUGAAUGUUUUUCCGCUUCUGUCUAAACAUGGAAACUUCUCCAUCCUCAUCCAUGAUCUGCAGUCUUCAGACAUUGGCACCUACUUAUGUAAGCUCAAAAGUGAAUGCUGGAGGGUGAAAAUCAGUGAACGUCCGCACAGUGAGAUCAGAGAAAUCAAUGAGACAAACCCCUGGUUCUACUUUGCAGCUGGAGCUGGAUUGUUUAUUCUCCUUUUUAUUGCAUUCAGCCUGUUAUCAAAAUUCUAUGGAAAGUGUGUAAAUACAUCAUCAAAAUCUGAUCCCGUUGAUGGCGUACAGAGUGAAGGUAAUUCCCCCGAAGAAACACAGAAUACAGAAAGCAGUGGACAUAGAAACAAGAGGGGUGUGAGGAGGGCCCCUACAACUGUUUAUGAAAAUGACAUACAUGCUCCAAAUCAAAGUUCUGCUGUGCAGCAGGGCCAACAUCCUCAGAGAGCAUUCCGAGCUGUUCCUGAGCCAACUACAAGUCAUCCUUCAGAUCAAAAAUCAUAUUAUGUCAACCAGGCGGAGCUCUCCAUUCCAGCAAAUGCUGGCAAAAACCGGAAAAAACAAAAACAUUAUCAGUUUAAAAAUCCAAUAUACUGUGACUGAAGAGAUCAGGAGUCAACCACAGCAUCCAGUGCCACAGAAUCCAGAAUACACAUUUCAGACAGUUCAGGAUCUCAAUAAAUGCUGAUGUUUAACAUGGUUCAUGGAAAUCACAUUAAUUUCAUUAAAAUAAAAUCUGUUACGUGAAAUACACAAAUCACUGAAUGAAAAA